Molecule: messenger RNA, 486 nt
Organism: Helicoverpa zea (corn earworm)
Lineage: Eukaryota; Metazoa; Arthropoda; Insecta; Lepidoptera; Noctuidae
Exons: 5
Coding region: 1-486 (161 amino acids)
Source: RefSeq, a predicted model, not a curated record
AUGAUUCAGCCGAAGAAGAAGAAUGGAAUCACGAUGCUGCUACAGCCAACGGUGGGAGAAAGAGAUCUUACAGUGAGCGUCAAGAAGAUGACGAUGAUAAUGAUUUGGGUGAAUCCAAUGAUUUGCCAGACGAGGGGUGUAAUGAAGAAAACAAAACUGAUGACAAUGAGGAAUGUAAUGCUGAUGAAACUUUUGAAGGCGGUGAUGAUGCAGAUCCCAAUCAGUCGAAAGAGGAACUAUUCGAGAGGGAAGAUCUGCCAGAUGUUGCGGAUAUUAAAUCUGAGAGCAUGGACAGUUUUGAAUCAGAUGAAAUUAAAGAUGUGCGUAGUAUUUUAUCAGUUAUUUGAUGCAAGGCGCGUGGCGCGCGGCGGCGGCGACGUGUUGCAAAGCCUCGGCGAUGGUAUCGGGGGCUCCUUCAUCUCGCCGCGGCCUACCGCCGCCGUCGCCGCCGCCUCACAACACUCGUGGAUCUCACCACUUUGCUAA